Molecule: messenger RNA, 1212 nt
Organism: Canariomyces notabilis
Lineage: Eukaryota; Fungi; Ascomycota; Sordariomycetes; Sordariales; Chaetomiaceae
Exons: 3
Coding region: 1-1212 (403 amino acids)
Cellular component (GO): nucleolus
Molecular function (GO): nucleic acid binding
Source: RefSeq, a predicted model, not a curated record
AUGGGUCUCGCAGCCGCCAAAAGCAAGCGGAAACUUGGAAACGACCCUAAUAACACCAAGUGGUCCCGCAAUACCGACACCUUUGGCCAGAAAAUCCUCAGGGCACAGGGAUGGCAGCCGGGCCAGUAUCUUGGAGCCAAGGAUGCACCGCACGCGGAAUGGCAUAGCGAAGCGAACUCGGCGCACAUCCGCGUCGUACUCAAGGACGACAAUCUGGGUCUGGGAGCCAAGCGAAACAAUGGUGAUGAGUGCACGGGUCUGGAUGCGUUUCAGCAUUUAUUAGGCCGUCUCAACGGAAAGAGCGAUGAGGCCCUCGAGACCGAGAGGAAAGCCCGGGAGGAUCUCAAACUGAGUCUGUAUGUGGAGAGGAAAUUGGGAACGGUUCGGUUCGUGAAAGGCGGAUGGCUGGUUGGUGAUCAGCUCAAGGACAAGCCCGAUGAGGGGCCCGCAGAACCACGAAACAACGCAACCGAGGAGGAAACAACCGGAGAAACCCUAGAAGACAGCAGUGCGGCCGAGCCAGCGCCUGAGGAGUCCAAGAAGCGCAAGGGAGACCAGAAUAUUGAUGGGGAGGACGAGAAGGCACGCAAAAAAAGGAAGAAGUCCAAGCAAAGGCCAACAGAACUUGAAGAUGAGACGGUUAGCGACGAGGCACAGAACAACGGCAAGAAGUCCAAGAAGGGGCAAUCAGAAAAGGAGGAUGGCGCUAAGCCCCUGGCACCUUUGGAAUUCAAGGGCAAGAGAAAGAAGGACAGAAAUGCAGCGGCAGAAGAUUCGUCCCGGAGUGCAAGCAUCGCGGUGUCACCGAUGGGCGAAUCCCCGGAUGAGGCUGAUAGCUCUGCUACCGGAAAGCAAAAGCUGAAGAAAGAAAAGAAGGCGAGAAAACGGGAAAAGGAGGACAAGAAGAAGAAGAAAGAGAAAAAGAAAAACGACAAAGCAUUGUCGGACUCGGAUGCCGAGGCAGGGGACAGCAUAUCCAGGGAGAAGAAGCGGAGGAAAGAUGACGGUGCAUCUGUUCCCCUAGAUGUAGCUGAGCGGUCGAUUCCCGCGCCUGGUGAAAGUGCCCUCUCCACCCCGAGCGGCAGCGGCUAUUCGACGCCUGUGCCAACUGGAUCAAGUCGCUAUCUGGCUAGAUCGAGAUUCAUUGCUCAGAAAAAACUGGCGCUGACAGACAGCACGGCUCUUAAUCAGAUCUUCAUGAUAAAAUCUUAG